Messenger RNA from Auanema sp. JU1783, 514 nucleotides. The record is from the annotation of a GenBank genome assembly. NCBI's taxonomy places the organism in Eukaryota, Metazoa, Nematoda, Chromadorea, Rhabditida, Rhabditidae.
AUGAGAUACAGUAGACAGGCAGAGAAGGAACAGUAUCAACAAAAGUAUAGCCAAUUGAAUGAUCAACAACGAUCGGCAUUCGACACUAUUUGUCACGCUGUUGAUUCAGGUAGUGAUAAUAGUCAUUUCUUUCUCCAAGGACCUGCUGGAACCGGAAAGACGUUUUUGUAUAAUACCCUCUGUCAUUAUUACCGAAGACAAGGUAAAAUAGUUCUAUGCGUUGCUUCUUCGGGUAUUGCUGCACUUCUUCUUCCUGGUGGUCGAACCUCGCACUCCAGAUUUAAUAUUCCAUUGCUUAUCAAUGAAGAUAGCAUGUGCCAUAUUAAGAAGAAUACCAAUCUUGGGCGAUUAAUAAGUAAUACCACUCUGGUUAUCUGGGAUGAAGUUCCUAUGCAACAUAGGUAUUGCUUUGAAGCUGUCGAUAGGUCACUUCGGGAUUUAUUGGAUUCUCCAGAUUCUCUAUUUGGUGGUCUUCCUUUUGUUCUCGGUGGUGAUUUCGCUCAGAUUCCUCCUG